Messenger RNA from Didymodactylos carnosus, 351 nucleotides. Lineage: Eukaryota; Metazoa; Rotifera; Eurotatoria; Philodinida; Philodinidae. The record is from the annotation of a GenBank genome assembly.
AUGAAGGAGUCGCGUCGCGAAUGUAGCGACUAUAUAGCAAAAAUCCGGUUCCAUCGCGACUUUAUAGCGAUCGCGAAACUGGAGAGAAAUUUCGCGAGAUAUGGAACGGGCGAAAAUAUACCACCCAAUAAUGACAGUGGAUUUGCAGCAGGUGGUAUUUAUGGUAAAACUAGUGGUAUUGCUGGUGAUAAUGAAUCGUUUUGGGCAGAUCCUAAUAAUCCUCCACCAGGAGGAUGGGCUCAGCCUGCGCCGGGUGAACCGAAUGAUGCAGCUUUCGGUGUCAAUACAGGCAGUUAUGUAGAAGUUGGCAAUAUUGGAGGAAGUGUUUAUCCCCGUCAUACAGGAUAUUAG